AUGGCAUCGUCUACGAGGAGGAGGACCAGGAUCGUCUGCAUCUCGGAUACUCAUAAUUGCACGGUCAAACUUCCCAAGGGAGAUGUCCUCAUUCAUGCGGGUGACUUGACGAACCAGGGAAGCUAUUCCGAGCUUUCCAAGACGAUAGCCUGGUUGGAAAAGGCAGACUUUGAGGCCAAGAUUGUCAUUGCGGGGAAUCAUGAUAUCACGCUAGACUCGGACUUUUACGCCGAACAUGGCAUGUACUUUCACAACAAUAACCCUCAGUCGUCAGAAGAGUGCCUCGGACUGUUUGCCUCAUCUUCGAUAACAUAUCUCUAUCACGAAUCGGCUACCAUCCGCCUGAGAUCACCCACAGGACCACACACGGAAUUCAAGGUCUUUGGGUCUCCCUACUCUCCACGUCACGGAUUGUGGGCAUUCUACUAUGACGCCCCAAAGAACCACAGCAACUGGUCCGAUCUGACCUCACUCUGGGAGCUCAUCCCCCUCGACACGGACAUCGUCGUGACGCACACGCCCCCGCGGACGCACUGCGACGAGACGGAUGAGCGUCGAGCUACCGGCUGCGAGGCUCUGCGGCAGGCCCUCUGGCGCGUGAGGCCACAGCUUGCCGUCUGCGGGCACAUCCAUAGCGGAAGAGGCGCCGAGCGGGUGACGUGGGACCUGAGCUGUCGAAACGUCGCCUACCAGGAAGAGAGCGUCGUCCGCUGGCAGGAUCCAGGCCAGGGGAACAAGACGAGCUUGGUAGAUCUCACCGGGAAGAAAGCUCCCUCGCUCGCCAACGACGGAUCUUACCCAGGCCGAUCUGGGUCAACUGCAGGAAACGUUGACGCAAUGACUCCCUCCGAUCCCAUCACCGCGGCGGACAGUCCUCCAUAUACCUUUGGACCAGAUGUCGAAGCCAGCCACGGGACCCUCGGACUGGGUGGCGAUCCGUCGUCUCCGCGGUGCGAUCAGGCCGCCCUCGCUGGCAGGAUGGGUCGUCGAGAGACGUGUGUGGUAAACGCCGCCAUCAUGAAGAGCCGGUAUCCGCACGUAGGCGGCAAGCAGUUCUACAAGCCCAUCGUGGUCGAUUUGGAUCUUCCUGUUUGGGACGACGAGAGCCCCUGA
This is a messenger RNA of Fusarium keratoplasticum, 1113 nucleotides long. RefSeq lists its product as uncharacterized. The coding region runs from base 1 to 1113 and encodes 370 amino acids. Gene Ontology annotation, molecular function: hydrolase activity. Lineage: Eukaryota; Fungi; Ascomycota; Sordariomycetes; Hypocreales; Nectriaceae. The transcript is spliced from 3 exons. The record is from RefSeq and is a predicted model, not a curated record.